Babesia bigemina is the source of this 2289-nucleotide messenger RNA. Its product is annotated as vacuolar protein sorting-associated protein 35, putative. Gene Ontology annotation, cellular component: retromer complex; retromer, cargo-selective complex; late endosome. NCBI's taxonomy places the organism in Eukaryota, Apicomplexa, Aconoidasida, Piroplasmida, Babesiidae. The coding region runs from base 1 to 2289 and encodes 762 amino acids. The record is from RefSeq and is a predicted model, not a curated record. The transcript is spliced from 2 exons. Gene Ontology annotation, biological process: intracellular protein transport; retrograde transport, endosome to Golgi.
AUGAGGCGUCGCGGUGGAUUUUCCGACGACGAGGCCUAUGGCAGCGACUAUGGCCACCAGGCCAUCGACCAGUGCAAGCUGCUGGAAGAAGCGCUCUUCUACGUCAAGGAACACGCGUACUUUAUGCGUCAGGCACUGGAUGCAAACGACAUCGGCGAGGCACUGAAGAGAGGCAUCAAUGUGAUCAGCGAACUACGCACGUCCAGUCUCACGCCUACCAACUACUAUGAACUCUACAUGAAGGUGUUCAACGAGCUGCAAGCGCUCUCCGAGUUCAUGGGCAACGAGUCCAAGCGCGGCAUGAAGCUCAACCAGCUUUACGAAACGGUGCAGCAAAGCGCCUUCAUUAUACCGCGGCUGUACCUGCUCAUUAUGGCCGCAUCGCACUGCAUCAAGGGUGGUGUGGCUUCCGCCAAGAGCAUCCUAGAUGACGUCACGGAGCUCUGCCGCGGGGUGCAGCAUCCCGUAAGGGGAUUGUUUCUGCGCUACUUCCUUAUACAGCUAUGCAAGGACAAGCUGCCUGAUUCGGACCCAACGAACAGCAAAGGCACUUUGGAAUCCUUUGAAUUUCUGAUGGGCAACUUCAAGGAGUCAGUCAGGCUCUGGGUCAGGCUAAACAGAGGCUGCACCAGCUGCGUGGACCAAAAUUGGUGGGACAAGCAGCGGCUUGAGCUGGGGUUGCUCGUGGGCGCCAACUUGGUCCGUAUGGCACAAAUGGAAUCGCUGAAUUGCGAAUUCUACACCGAAACUGCCCUUCCCAGUAUUCUGGAAGAGAUCGCAGCAGUCAGCGAUGUUUCGGCAAAGAAGUACCUUCUCGACUGCCUGAUCCAGGCGUUUUCGGACGAGUACCACCUGAAAUCGCUGCCGAAGCUUCUUAAGGUUAUUGUGAGUUCGAUAUCGUCCAACGAGUGUAUCAACGUGCUCACUAACCUUAUGAACAGGCUGUCACAGUACUUCAAGUCCGCUGAUCUAAGCGGCGAUGCUGUUAGCACCGGCGAUGUGUUUGAGGUGUUUCACAAAUACCUGAGCUCGGUUGACCUCCAAAACGGAAUCAGUCUCAAGGGUUUCUUAGAUUUGCAGGCCAGCUUCGUGGAGUUCACCACGACCGUGUACCCCGGUAUCAUAGAGCACGUCGAGGUCAUUCUCAACCACGUGGUGAACGUGCUGCAGAUAUGUGACACUGAGAAUAUGCGGGUAGAGGGCGAUGCGUGUGCAAGCAUCAUCACGCUGAUCACGCUCCCACUUAGGUCAUUAGGCCUGCGUUCGCUUGAGAUGAAACACAAUGACCCGCUCGUCGGCUUCCUACCGGCACACAUGCAGAGGGACGUCGCCAGGGCGAUGGUCGAGGCCAUGAUAGAGUCCAACCUCACCAUUGACAGUUGUGACGCUUUCGAGAUCACAAGCCGUUUCCUGCUCCCAUUUUUCGCUUCGCCUAAUUCGCAUGAAGAGGCGCAUAAACUCAGGGACGACCAGCAGUACGUCUCAAAGCUGAUACAGAUCGUGCAGUCCUACGACGCGACGCAACAAUUUGGCAUGUACCAAGCUCUGCUUGAACGCAUGGUAAGAAGCGGGCCAAUGUUCUACCGUCACAGCUUGCCAACGUUGGUCCUGAGAUCUCUGGAGCUGGCGUUCAGACCCUUUGAGCUGUCUGGCGAAAGCACGCCUACCAAUCGCGCCAUGGACGUCGAGGAAUCCGCUGCCCUGGCGAUGCGGAUAUUCAAGUUCGUCAGCGACAUGAUACGUAUGCUACAGCCAUUGAUACCGGAGAAGGCUCUCAAGUUGGCGAUCUUGGCCGCGAUAUCGGUUAACGAGCUAUGCGAGCUGCUCCGCUUGGAUAUGCACGACAGUGCCAACUACGAGCGUUUCGGAAUGGCGUGCUACAACUUUAUCGCAACAGCCUGUGUCAUCUACGAGGAGGAGGUUAUUUUAUCGCAGCGGCAGCACCAAUGUUUGCUCUACCUCGUGUCGGCGUUCUCCUCAAAGAUCACCGUGCUUAACGCCGAACACUAUGGCUCCAUGUCCAUGCGCCUCGCGAAGUAUUCCCUUGGCCUGCUCAAAUUAGAGCACCAAUGCGCCGCGCUGGCGCACGUGGCAGCAGCCUUUGCGAGAUGCGAUGACAGCUCCAAGGUCACCUGGGCGCUGCAGAGAUCGCUUGCGGUGGUUAUGCAGCACCAAUUCACCCCCGAAGAUCAGAUACGCGCUGCUUUGUCACCUGUUCGCAGGGUCGCUCUACAACUACAAUCGCAGUUCGACGUGGUUGACCUCGUGGAGGCCAUUGACAGGUAUUGA